Messenger RNA from Nematolebias whitei (Rio pearlfish), 1241 nucleotides. Its product is annotated as T-box-containing protein TBX6L-like. The transcript is spliced from 10 exons. The record is from RefSeq and is a predicted model, not a curated record. Bases 1 to 1221 code for a protein of 406 amino acids. Gene Ontology annotation, biological process: cell fate specification; regulation of transcription by RNA polymerase II; pattern specification process. Gene Ontology annotation, molecular function: DNA-binding transcription factor activity, RNA polymerase II-specific; RNA polymerase II cis-regulatory region sequence-specific DNA binding. Gene Ontology annotation, cellular component: nucleus. Lineage: Eukaryota; Metazoa; Chordata; Actinopteri; Cyprinodontiformes; Rivulidae.
AUGGAAAAUGGCAAACGGAGAAACAACCAGGCAGGAAGUGACAGCCGCUGCAACAGACUGAUACGGAGUGUGGUUAGUGGAGUCAACAUGCCCAACAUCUCAGACAGUAGAGUGAAUGAAAGCAUGCCUCGGUCCCCAUCAGCAUCUCACUCCUACCAGCAGGGCCCCAUCAGGAUGACUCUAGAAAACUCUGAACUCUGGAAGUCUUUCCACAAGACCGGAACGGAGAUGAUCGUAACAAAGCAUGGAAGGAGAAUGUUUCCACACUGCUCCAUCAGUAUAUCUGGUCUCCAGCCUUCUGCAAACUAUGUGGUCAUGGUGGACAUUGUUCCUGAAGACACCUUCAAGUACAAGUGGAAGAAUCAGCAGUGGGAGGUCACAGGAAAGGCUGAGCCCCAGCCCCCAUGUCGAACAUGCAUACACCCCGACUCCCCCGCUGUUGGAAGCCAUUGGAUGAAGCAGUCGGUGUCUUUCCUGAAGAUGAAACUCACCAACAACACACUGGACCAGAAUGGCUAUAUCAUCCUUCAUUCCAUGCAUCGCUACUACCCACGGUUUCACGUGAUCCUGGCAGAGAGUCCGUACACGAUCACCUGGGGUUCUUUUCAGACCUUCUCAUUCUCAGAGACAGCAUUCACAGCUGUUACUGCUUACCAAAACCCAAAGAUUACCCAAUUGAAGAUUGACCACAAUUCAUUUGCCAAAAGGUUUAGAAAAGAAGACACCAACUCCAAACAAGACACCAACUUCCACAGUAAAAGGUGUCAGUCACAGGAAAGUCCUCCUGCACAAAGAUCCUCAAAGGAAAAGAAAACUCUUUGCAGCAGUUCUCCAGGCCUGCAGAGGAUGCCCUCCACCUCUGAGUCAGGGACGCAGCAAGCUUCACUGAAAGGGGGUCACCUCUCAGCCUGGGGGCCGGAGCAGGACUCCUCUGAGACCCUACACCCUGCGCCCCCGGAGCUGCACGAGUACGACUACAGCUGCCAAGAGCAGAUGGUGCCUGCAGCAACAGCCUACCACCCUUACAGGUGUGUGGGGUACACUAAAGCCCCUUUACUGUCCAGAGACAAAGAUCCAGCAGAGAGCAGUCUUCAGCCCCCACCUCCACCACUUUCCACAACUGACCAAAGUCCCCAGCAGCAGGCCUACUGUGAACAGGGCCACCACAGCAGCAUGGCAGACUGCAGCCAGUAUCCACUUUUCGCCUACUCCUGCUGGUGAUCUAGGGUCCUGGUCUGGUC